AUGACAAGUGAACGCCACAUAGCAUUAGCACAAGGCCAAGCUAUCCUCGAAGCUGUCCGUCGCAUAUCAGCCAUAUUCUUCACCAUCUACUCUGAAAUCCACUCGCUGAUUGUUUCUGCGGCCGAUAACACGGACAAUAUACGACCCCUAAAAUCAGACAGUGACAUAGCUGUUGCCAAAGUGACAGAAGACGAGCAUUAUAAAACAUUUGAACUGCAAAAGACACCGUCAUUAUCGGUAAGUCUGAGUCAUUAA
Anisakis simplex (herring worm) is the source of this 255-nucleotide messenger RNA. The record is from the annotation of a GenBank genome assembly. NCBI's taxonomy places the organism in Eukaryota, Metazoa, Nematoda, Chromadorea, Rhabditida, Anisakidae.